AUGAAGACUGCUCUAUUGCUCCUUGCCGCCCUAUCAUCGACUACUGCUUUUGUCGUCCCACAAGUGCCUGGUGCACGCCAUGGACUUGCCAGUCGGCGUCAGCUUGACACGGUGCGAUUCAUGACAGAACAAACCACUCUUGAAAAGAAAGAAACGUCACAGGAGAAGGUUGUCGCCGUCGAGGCCACAGAGAAGGCUGAGGCUGUCGCUGCAGUGGAGGACGAAAAGUCGGAAAUGUCGGAAUCGGAAAAGUUGUUGAAGCAAGUCAAGGAGGCUGGUACAGCUGGCAUCAUCUCCUAUGCCGCUUGGGAACUUGCCUUCUGGGCUGUAUCUGUACCAGUCUGUAUCAUUGGCUACCGUUCUGUUACUGGACACUUUCCUGAUUUCUCAAACAAGGAGGACCUAGCACAACUUGGAGCGGAAGCCUUUGCCUUUGUCAACUUUGCAAGGUUCGCGGUUCCACUUCGUAUUGGUUUGGCUUUGAGUACCACUGGUUGGGUGCAAGAGAACGUCGUCGAUCGAUUCAUGAAGAAGGAUGGAGAAGGAGAACAAGAAUCGUCGUAA
This is a messenger RNA of Cylindrotheca closterium, 564 nucleotides long. Lineage: Eukaryota; Bacillariophyta; Bacillariophyceae; Bacillariales; Bacillariaceae. The record is from the annotation of a GenBank genome assembly.